Messenger RNA from Echinostoma caproni, 1116 nucleotides. The record is from the annotation of a GenBank genome assembly. NCBI's taxonomy places the organism in Eukaryota, Metazoa, Platyhelminthes, Trematoda, Plagiorchiida, Echinostomatidae.
AUGAACGAUAAGACUGGUGCAAAGGAACUGACCGAGGCAUUGAAACAGCGUCUAAAAUUGCCAGACUGUUCGUCUAAAGGUUACAUUCUAGUCGGGUUUCCCCAAAAUGAGGCUCAAGCAAAAGCCAUGCGUUGGGAAGGAAUUUUCCCAGAUUAUGCAAUAUUUUUACGAGCACCUAUGGAUGUUCUGAUCGAGCGAACCGGAGGAAAACGUCUGGAUCCGGUCACAAAUGAACUCUAUCACCUGGUCACCAAACCACCACCGGAUGUGCAAACUGAAAGACGACUGAUCCCGUUGCCAGACUUUUCCCCGGAAAAGACAAAACGUUUGAUAGAACAAUUCGAACGGGACGGGGUUCUACUCCGACAGAUUUACGCUCCCGUGGCAUGGGAUGUGAAUUGUGAUCAACCUGUAUCGGACGUGUUCACCACUAUUCUAUCGUGGGUGACACAACCAGCCAGAGAUCUCGGUUUGCGUACACCCAGGAUCAUUCUGUUAGGCUUUACCGGAUCUGGUCGAAAAACACAGGCGAAACUAUUGGCUCAAAAAUAUGGCCUAAUACCGAUCGAUUGUGGACUAUUGAUUAAAACGGAGAUCCAAAAUGGUUCAUUGCUGGGCAAAGCAAUGAAAAGUUAUGUGGCGAAGAAAAUUCCCGUUCCCGAUGCGAUUCUGAUCGAAGUGAUCAAAGGUCGUUUGACCCAGCCAGACUGUACUACCCGCGGUUGGAUAUUGCACGGCUAUCCGAGGACAAGACAACAAGCUGAAAUGCUGGACGCCGAAGGAUUGGCUCCAAACCGGGUGGUCGGAAUGAAUAUUGCCCAAGUGUGUGCGGCUGAACGGAUUACUGGACGUCGAAUUGAUCCAGUCACCGGUGUCCGAUUUCACGUGGCUUAUCGACCAAAAGAGGAAUCGGAUAUAUCGGAUCGAAGUUUACAGCAUCCACAAGAUGUGGAUUGUGUGGUCGCGUCUAAACUGGCUCGCUUUGCGGCACAUCGGGACGAGUUGUAUGAAUAUUAUGAGCCCGUGCUGAUUCACGUACACGCUAACCUAGAUGCACACACGGUCUUUGAGGAGAUCGAAUCGGGUUUGGUCAACCCAUUGCCAAGAUCGGUGUGA